Messenger RNA from Racocetra fulgida, 273 nucleotides. The record is from the annotation of a GenBank genome assembly. Lineage: Eukaryota; Fungi; Glomeromycota; Glomeromycetes; Diversisporales; Gigasporaceae.
GCGAGCCUCCAAACGUUGCCGUCCCAACACACUUUUUUAAAAUAAUCUUGGCCGUUAAAGAAAACGAUAGCGGAAAAUUGCAUGCACUUGGCUGUUUCUUGAUACCAAACCAGCCUAUACCGCAUGAUGAUCCACUUGAAACUUACAUGGUUCCGCUUAAUGCUUUGGAAAGAACUACUGGGUUAAGAUUUUUUGAAAAUCUUAAGGAGGAGACUGUUCCUCUCUGUGAGGCUACAAAAUGUGAACUAAUUCCUCCUCCCAAAUGGAUACCAA